This is a messenger RNA of Colletotrichum chrysophilum, 1185 nucleotides long. RefSeq lists its product as uncharacterized. Bases 1 to 1185 code for a protein of 394 amino acids. Gene Ontology annotation, cellular component: catalytic step 2 spliceosome. NCBI's taxonomy places the organism in Eukaryota, Fungi, Ascomycota, Sordariomycetes, Glomerellales, Glomerellaceae. Gene Ontology annotation, biological process: mRNA splicing, via spliceosome. The transcript has 3 exons. Gene Ontology annotation, molecular function: protein binding. The record is from RefSeq and is a predicted model, not a curated record.
AUGGAGUCAUCAAACCAGGAACAUUUCUUUGAGACGGACGCCCAGCAGGCCAAGCGCCAGCAGCGUGCCCAGAAGGAGGAAAACACGUUUGGCAACCCGCUCCGCAUGGCCUCCAAAGUCCUGGCCGUGAUCCCGGAUCCCAAGAAGGCGAACUCAGUUUACACGGCCGAGUCUGGCGGCAGGGUCUCCCGCGUUGACACCGAAUCACGAACCGCCACCGCAAAGUACACCGGUCCCUCCGUCCCCGUGACGUGCCUCGCCAUCGGCGGGCAGGACAACUCCAUUCUCUUCGCCGGAAGCUGGGACAAGGCGGUGUGGUCAUGGGACGUCGUCACCCGCAAGCCCCUCCGCCGCUACGACGGACACUCCGACUUCGUUAAGGCGGUCGUCACCGGCAAGAUCGGGGAUAAGCACGUCCUGGUCAGCGGCGGGGCCGACAAGAAGAUUAUCGUGUGGGACGUGGAAGCCGGGCGCAAGCUGCACACGCUCCAGGACGCGGCGUCCGGGGCGAGCAUGAUGUCGCUGCAGUCCCUCGCCGUCGACCCCGUCCUCAGCACGAAGGAGGAGCUGGUGAUUGUGAGCGCGAGCAGCGACCCACACAUCCGCCGGUGGAAGGUCAGCCUUGGUGGCGCCUCGCAACUACCUACCGAAGUCAAGGGCGCCGAGGACAAGCUUACGAUUGAGGAGCACGAGACGAGCGUCUACAAAGUCGUCUUUGACGUCACGGGCGACGAGGUGGACCUGUGGACGGCGAGCGCGGACGGUACGGCCAAGUGUCUGCUGAGAGAGAAGAGCUUCACGGCCGAAGACGCCUUCGAGCAUGGCGACUUUGUCAGGGCCAUCGCGUUGACGGACGAGUGGGUUGUCACGGGCGGCAUCAGCCAGGUCAUCAAGGUCUGGGACCGUACGUCGGGGAAGCUCUACGCCUCCAUCGACGCGCACUUUGACGAGAUCACGGACUUGAUCGUGCUGAGAGACCCGUCGCCGGGAAGGCAGGACGUCCUGUGCAGUGUUGGUAUCGACUGCACGCUGCGGACAUGGCCGCUUGAUAGGAAGGGUCUGGACGGCGUUGUGGAGGAAAUCCAGGCGGCGGCAGAAGGCAAGGAAAAGGUGGAGGAAAAGCAGGAGGGCCUGAUGACGGCUGAGGAGGAGGCUGAGCUGGCUGCCUUGAUGGAAGAUGAUUGA